AUAAAAAAUUUACUGAAUUAUAAACAAAAGUUUAUAUACUAAUGGUCCCUCAAUUCCUUUCGGAAGUCUGCAAUCUUGGUGUAUUUUAAUUAUUUAUUUAAAUUGUGACUUAAUUUGACAACAAUCAUGGGUCGUGUUCGUACCAAAACAAUCAAAAAAGCUUCACGUGUUAUCAUUGAAAAAUACUACACUAGAUUAUCAUCGGAUUUCCAUACCAAUAAAAGAAUAUGUGAAGAAAUUGCUUUAAUUCCUAGCAAAAAACUUAGGAAUAAGAUUGCUGGUUUCGUUACACAUUUAAUUAAACGUAUCGAGAAAGGACCAGUCCGAGGAAUCAGUAUCAAGCUUCAAGAAGAAGAAAGAGAACGUCGUGACAACUAUGUACCUGAAGUCUCUGAAAUUGAUUUAGAUGUUAUUGAAGCUGACCCAGAUACUAUGGAGAUGUUAAAGAUGAUGAGUAUGGAUACUAUUCCAAGACUUCAACAAACUAACCUUACUGUGUUCAAAGGUUAAUAUAAAUAAUGAUAAUAAUAACUACAAUAACAACUGUACCGUCUAAA
This is a messenger RNA of Tetranychus urticae (two-spotted spider mite), 557 nucleotides long. Its product is annotated as small ribosomal subunit protein eS17. Gene Ontology annotation, biological process: translation. Gene Ontology annotation, molecular function: structural constituent of ribosome. Lineage: Eukaryota; Metazoa; Arthropoda; Arachnida; Trombidiformes; Tetranychidae. The record is from RefSeq and is a predicted model, not a curated record. Gene Ontology annotation, cellular component: ribosome.